Rhopilema esculentum is the source of this 3184-nucleotide messenger RNA. Lineage: Eukaryota; Metazoa; Cnidaria; Scyphozoa; Rhizostomeae; Rhizostomatidae. The record is from RefSeq and is a predicted model, not a curated record.
UUGAUUACCACAGCCUUCUAAUACGGAGCAACCUGAAAUGGGUGCCAAUGUUUUAUUACAAAAAUGCCAUACUCAUGUUUCAAGAAAUGAGAUUUUUCAAUCACCAAUACUGGCUAAUAAAACAGGCUGAUCUAAAAUCGACUUCUUCAUUUUCGAUUGCAUGUGAUCCAUUCUGUGAAAACUGUUGCUGUUGCUGAAUUACGAUUUAACUUCCUUGUUGACAUGGAACCGUUUGAAAGUAGGUCGAUGUUUUCAUUUCCUCUUCGAAUUCAAGUGAAUAUUAUGGAAGCUAUUAUCGUUGAUUGUUAAAUUUCUAUGACUACUACCGCUGUAUGGAUUGAAAUCGCAAGAUGAUGGCUGAAUGAAGCAUAAAAGAGAUCAAUCCGUAUUCUAUUUCAGGAAAAUUAAUUGCCUUGGUUUCUGGUUUCAAACAGCAACACUUUUUUCUUUGUCAUGGAAGUACAGUGGAAUAUUCAAUUCAAAUUAUUUUGGCUCACAUACACACUGUCAUCAGUAUCAGCGGCUGAUCCAGGAGAACUGCUUGCAAACAAAACAAAGUCAUCACCAAGUCACGUGACAUCGCUGAAAGGCUCAUCACUGUGCUUAAAGUGGGGCUAUGAGUAUGGUGGUGAUAUUCCCAGAAUAAUAGUCUACAGAGAACAAAUAAUUGGAUUUAACAGUUCUUCACAGGCAGCACUGCAACCUGUGGCAAAGAGGACAGGAGCAAAUGGUAUGCUUCAGCUUGUGCCAACUGUUCCAGCACCAUUCUCUGGAAGGCUCACAGUAAUACCAUUCAACGAUACACUGGUGAUCAGAGGAUUGAAGUACAAUGACACUGCUUACCAAUUUGCAUCAUAUAUUAUUUUAAACAUUACUUUUGCUGGUACAACCACCUCAAAUAUUGGUUACCUCAUACCAGUUGUCAAAAUUACAAUCAACGGAGUACCAGAAUUCAUCACACCACCUCCAGCUACAGUUGAAGUGAAUGAAAAUUCAAACUUAGAAAUAGCAAUUGAAAUGGAUGGAAACCCUGCACCAUCAGCUGAUUUUUUUUGGCCUCAUAUUGGUGAUGGUGGUACAACUGUUGCUGGUAGCCAAAUCUACCCAUAUGUUUAUUCAGCAAAGUUUUCACGUCCAAAUAUAGCAGCUAGUUAUUGUGGAAGAAUAUUGAAAUCUUCAGUGAAGAACAGUAUUGGAUUAUCACUUGCCAAAGACACCAAUGUCACUGUUUUACUGAAACUUGACGGCAAUCCAAAUUUGCAAGCAGGAAAGAUAAUCGUAGACAGUUGUGUCGAAGUGAAAUGGACGAAGGCCGAAUCUGGGGCUUGUUACGUGAAAUAUGAACUGAGAUUGAAGGAUGCCUCAGGGAUUGUUGUUUAUACUGAAACUGGAUAUAACAUAGAUCAAAUAAAGAAAUGCAAAAUUCCACGAAAUGUGAAUAUCACUGAAGUUGAAAUGACGAUGAGUUUCAAGAGUACUUCAAAGGUCUUCACUGCCAAAGUCGCAGAAACACCCAUCCCAACAACACUACUGCCGACAACUUCAUCGAAAACUUCAAAAACACCGGUAGCAAGUUCAAGUGAACCAACAACGAGAACAGGCACGGCGCACAAAUCAACAGCUAAGGAGAAGACAAGUGUUCAGCCAACAGCAUGUAAAGAAAAACAAGUGAAUAGCGAUGAAGAGAAAGACAACAUAAUCAUAGCGCUUUCAGUAGUGGUUGCAGUCUCAUUCAUUGCCAUGGCAACAAUGGUGAUCUGUCUCAUCAGAAUAAAAGGGAAACAAACACAAGCUCAAGACAAUGGAAAUAAAAGGAAUAUACAGCCAAAGGAGACACAUUACAUGGAUCUUCAGGGACAAACUGCAAGAACAGAUUCAACUUACGCAGGCUUGCAAUCACCAUACGAAGAGAUACACGAUGCUGCUCGGAAUUAUGAAAAUACGAAGCACCUUUCAAGCGUUUUAUGAGCUCAAACUGUAAUCUUGUCAAUAUAAAAUUCUUAGAUCGAUAUUCUUCAUAUCUUCUAAACCUCUUAGAUCGAUAAAUUUCUGUCAUUUUUUAUAAAAAUCGGAUAAUCAUUUUAAUAAACAUAAACUUAAUAAUUAAAGAUUUCAAGAGGCAAAUGGAAAGAAGUUACUUGAAUGGCAUUUUGUUGCUGCUCUUUUACAAAGAUCAAAAACAGUACUAACCUUGAACAAUGCUAAAUGUUGUUUUACGCCAAAGCAGUCAACAAGAAUAACUUUCCCUCAACGAACCAAAUAUGAAGAUAUCAGUCUGUUUUCGACACCUUCGUCAUUUCUUUACAUGACAGUACCAAUCAGUCAAUGCGUGAAAUGAUUUCUCUAGCACGUGUGUACGCUUUCAUUUAUUCUAUAACCAUUCCCCAUCUACAGACUACAAGGGGUCAGGAUCCAUAAAGUCCUGAAGGGACACAGAAAAAACAUCUUCGUUUUAUUCAACUGCCCAUUUCUAUUUUACCCUUAAAAAUUCCGAUCAUCGUUAAUAAAAAGCAUUUUUCUAUCCCGUUUAUCUCUUUACUAUCGGCUCAAACCUUUGACUUUAAUUUCUUAAACCAUAUUUUGGUUGUUGCUAGAAAUUCGUCAAGAAAUUUUUUUUUGUACAGUUUUAUUUCCUGUUCCAUUGUUUGGAAGCUCUUUUCACCUUUUGGUGUCUUUCUUCCAAUUCUACUUGUCGCUUUAGUUGUUUAGUUAGCUAUAUUCUUACUUUUUGUUAGUACUUUCUAAAAUAUUCUUUUUGUUAGUGCUUUCUAAGAUAUUUAAGAAAGAUUAACUGACCAGCAAGAAAUUCUAUAGGCCAGUCAGUAUGUUGCCUUAAAAUAAAAUUAUUUGAGAGAAUCAUGUUCAAACAACCAUACCUUUUUUUUGUCAUCUGCUAUCCCCACUCCUUUGUGGCUUUCGUAAAGGUUAUGGAACCCAACACACUCUUUGUUAGUGCGAAUAGCCCUUGGACGUUGAAUUAAAGUUAUUUUAUCUAGCCUCGUUUUUACAUUGCAUUGUUUUCUUUACGUCUCUUAAGGCUGAUUUCCACUAGGCGAAUUGUUUCGCGCGAAUCGAAUUUUUGCCAAUGUGAGCAUGCGUGGUGUCAUGUUCUCAGAUUUCGCAGCGAAAAAAUUCGAUUCGCAGAAAGUAGAUCACGGUCCUACUCUAUCGCUACGAAUAUUUA